GCGGCGUUGGCGAGGAGGAUUCUGUUCAAGAUAGACACCAGAGUCAUGCCCAUUCUGGCGCUUCUGCUUCUCUGCUCGUUCCUGGACAGGACCAACGUCGGCAACGCAAAGAUCCUCGGCCUCGAGUCCGACGUGGGCAUCACGGACAACCAGUACUCGCAGGGCCUCGCCGUCUUUUACGCCACCUACAUUGCCUGCGAACUCCCCAGCAACCUCGUCCUCAAGAAAUUCUCCCCCCGCAUCUGGCUGCCCACCCUCGCCGUCGCCUGGGGCAUCACCACAAUGUGCCUCGGCUUCAUCCGCUCCUUUGGCAGCUUCGCCGCCGUGCGCGCCCUGCUGGGCAUCGCCGAGGGCGGCCUGUUUCCAGGCAUCGUGCUGUACCUGUCCAGCAUGUACACGCGCGGCGAGCUGGCCCUGCGCAUCGGCAUCUUUUACACGGCGGCGUCGCUGUCCGGGGCGUUUGGGGGGCUGUUGGCGAGGGGAUUGUCGGCGAUUGGGCCGCGGGGAGGGCUGGAGGGGUGGAGAUGGAUUUUUAUUGUUGAAGGGCUGUUGACUGUUGUUUCUGGUCUGAUUGCCUUUAUUUGGCUGCCAAACGGCGUUGCGAGCGCAAAGUUUCUCACAACUCAAGAGCGAGAUUUCGCUUCCCAGAGGUUGGCAAACGACAACGGCGGCCGCUUCAACCCAGCACUCGAGGCAGAAGAAGCCUUCAAGUGGUCCGAGGUCCGCCGCGGCCUGUUCAACGUCCAGGUCUGGCUUACCUCGACGGCCUACUUUGCCAUGCUCUCGGGCGUGUACUCGUUUGGUCUUUUUCUGCCUACGAUUGUCAAUUCUCUUCAGAUCACGACGAAUGCCAACAAAGUCCAGCUCUGGACUGUCAUUCCGUAUGCCGUGGCAACGCCCACUACCGUCGCCGUCGCCCUCAUUUCGGACCGCAUCAAGCUCCGAGGCCUCCCCAUGCUCGUCAUGCUGCCCGUCUCCAUCGCCGGCUAUGCCACAAUCGCCCAUGUCCAGUCGGCCAGCGUCCGCUUCGGCAUGACGUGCCUCAUGGCCAUGGGCAUGUACAGCUCCGUGCCGUGCGUGCUGGUGUGGAACGCGAAUAACUCGGCGGGACAUUACAAGAGGGCGACGACGUCGGCGUUGCAGCUGGCCGUGGCGAAUUGCGGAGGCUUCGUCGCGACAUUUGCAUACCCGAAUAAAGAGGGGCCCGUCUAUCUCAAGGGACACUCCAUCAUCCUGGGAUUGCUCUGUUAUGCGUGGCUUGCCGUAUUGGUCAACGUGCUCUGGCUAUCCAAGGUUAACAGAGACAAAAAGGCCGGGAAAUACGACCAGUAUGCCGGCUGUGGUGAUGAUCGUGACCCCGAGUUCAAAAUGAUUUUAUAAACAUGCUCUCUUCUUUGAUGUUUACACGACCAUGUAGUAUCAUAGCUAGCGGACGAAUUUGGUUAAUGUUUAUGAGUUGAUAUACACUUAUAUGCUCCUUGCAGCUGAUUUAAACUCUCAAGGCCAUACAUCCAUCAGUCCGGCCCAUCAUCCCAGCAGCACCUUGACCACUUUUUCAACCUCAUCCGUAUUUCCAAAAAUGAUUCCCCCCCUCUCAUCACAUCCCUCCACCCCCUUCUCCAACACAUCCCUCCCAUCUUCGUCCACCGCCUUUCCCCCAGCACACUCCACCACCAACCCCACAGGAAACAGCUCAUACAACUUCCUCAGCUUCGCCUUGCUCGUCUGCGUCACAGGCGAAAUGUACACGCCGUGACCUUUGGUAAGAAUGUGGCCCAGAUCCGGCACAAGCCCCCCGCUGUACCGAAGCGUGUACUUUUCCUUGAUGAAAGACGCAAUGAGCGAGGCGUAGG
This is a messenger RNA of Trichoderma atroviride IMI 206040, 1853 nucleotides long. RefSeq lists its product as uncharacterized. The record is from RefSeq and is a predicted model, not a curated record. Gene Ontology annotation, cellular component: membrane. Gene Ontology annotation, biological process: transmembrane transport. Lineage: Eukaryota; Fungi; Ascomycota; Sordariomycetes; Hypocreales; Hypocreaceae. Gene Ontology annotation, molecular function: transmembrane transporter activity.